AUGAAACUAAACUUGAUGACUCUAUCAAUAGUUGUGAGGUCCAAAUACCAGGCUAUGAAUUUAUUCGUCGUGAUAGAAACAGACAAGGAGGAGGAGUAGGUUUUUAUAUAAAAACCUCGAUUAAUUUUGGAGUUCGCUCUGAUUUGAAUGCACCCAGUCUUGAAAAUUUAUGUAUAGAGAUUCGGAAACCAAACUCCAGGCCAUUUCUAAUAGCCGCUUGGUACAGACCUCCUUGCUCCUCAAUUGAUUUAUUUUUACAUUACGAAUCAUUUCUUGAGAAAUUAGAUUCCCUCGGCCUAGAAUAUUAUCUGCUAGGUGAUUUAAACUGUAACCUGGCCUCUGCACAAUAUGAUUUAAAUACUCGACGCUUAUGUGAAAUUUCUGAUUUAUUUGGGCUUCAACAGCUUAUAACUGAACCUACUCGCAUAACGGAAUCCUCUUCAACAUUAAUUGAUUUAAUUUAUACAAACUAUACUGACAGGGUAGUCUGUUCCGGAGUCUCUCAUAUUGGUAUCAGCGAUCAUAGCCUUAUUUACGUUUAUAGGAAAUUAUCUCUCACUUUUCCUUCAAAAGGGCACUCAACCAUUUCUUAUAGAAAUUUCCAAAAUUUUAAUAGAGAGAGUUUUCGUAACGAUAUCGCUCAGCAAGACUGGUCCUGUAAUGUUUCUGAAGAUCCAAAUGUUUUGUGGUCUGACUGGAAAACGAAGUUUUUGGAUAUUGUUAAUAUUCAUGCGCCACUCCGAACUAGACGUACUAGAACAAAUAAAGCACCCUGGAUCAAUUCAGAA
This is a messenger RNA of Porites lobata, 788 nucleotides long. NCBI's taxonomy places the organism in Eukaryota, Metazoa, Cnidaria, Anthozoa, Scleractinia, Poritidae. The record is from the annotation of a GenBank genome assembly.